Molecule: messenger RNA, 10329 nt
Organism: Anoplopoma fimbria (sablefish)
Lineage: Eukaryota; Metazoa; Chordata; Actinopteri; Perciformes; Anoplopomatidae
Product: desmoplakin-A-like
Exons: 25
Coding region: 88-10329 (3413 amino acids)
Biological process (GO): intermediate filament cytoskeleton organization; cell-cell adhesion; wound healing
Cellular component (GO): cytoplasm; plasma membrane; cytoskeleton
Molecular function (GO): structural molecule activity
Source: RefSeq, a predicted model, not a curated record
GACAGGUGGACAGAGAGACUACCUGCCUACCUGAUCUCCCCACGGGAGAUUCCACAGAGUCGCGUUGGCUGCCGUUUUCGUGUCAGAAUGAGUUUGUACGGGUCCCAAAGGGCCCUGAACAUGAGCCGUAGGGCCGGGUCUAAGGGCGACUUGACUGGCGUGGGGACUCACCAUUACGCACGAAGCGAGGUCGUGCACGGAGGCGGUAAUGGAUACGACCCGUACAUGGACGGAUACAACACCUACACCUAUUCAAAGUCCUCUGGAGGCGGAAUGUCAGGCGGAAUGAUGAGCGGUACGGGAGGCGGAAUGAUGAGCGGUAUGGGAGGCGGUACGGGAGGCGGAAUGAUGAGCGGUACGGGAGGCGGAAUGAUGAGCGGUAUGGGAGGCGGCGGAAUGAUGAGCGGCAUGGGAGGCGGAACCGCAAAGGGUAUGGAAGGCGGAAUGAGUGGCUCCGCUUCCAUCCAACAGAGGACCAUGAUCCUACAGGCCCAGUGCCAGGAGUACCUGCAGAAAGCUGAAUACGCCCUUCAGUCUGGCAGUUCCAUGGGAGAUGCAGAGCGCUACAUGAUGCUGGCCAAAGAGACCAUUGAACAGCUGAAGAGCUGGGCGAUGGACUUGAGACAUCAGGGACAGCCCAAUGACAACGUAGUCAGGACAAUGGAGAUAUGUAAAGACCAGCUGAAGGGAGUCCACAUGGCCAUCAACGGCUCCAUGCACAGGAGGAGGAGCACCAGAGGGAGCUGGGAGGAACCUGGAAGGAGCUACCAAGAUGCUAUGGCCUGGAUUGGACAGCAAAAGCGUCUGAUUGAAACUUCUUCCUGGGGGGACGAUCCUGCCACCAUCGAACAGCAGAUCAUCAGCCACCAGAAAUUCCACAGCUCCAUCCAGAGGAGCCCCGAGGUGGACCGAGCCAAAGACGACCUGAUUAAGAAAGGAGACAAGGGCAAUCUUCAUGCUUUGGAUCAGGAAUGGGACAGUCUGCAGCAAGUGUCGUUUGGAAGGACCGAGCAGCUGCAAGAACUCAAGCAGAUCAUUCAGGAUAUGUCCAAAGAGAUCAUGUGGGUGAACGAGAGGGAGGAAGAGGAGCUGAUGUUUGACUGGGGAGACAAGAACAUCGACCAGUACAUCCCCCGCAAGCAGGAGAGCUACUCGAAACUGAUGAGUGCCCUGGAGGACAAAGAGAAGGACCUGAACAAGCUGAAAACCAGAGGGGAUACCCUCCUGAAGAACAACCAUCCGGCUUCAGACAAGAUCGAGGCUUACAGGGACACUCUGCAGACUCAGUGGAGUUGGCUCCUUCAAAUCACCAAGUGCAUUGAUAUUCAUCUGAAGGAGAACGCAGCUUACAACCAGUUCUUCAAAGAGGCCAAUGAGACGUACAGCGGUCUGCAGAAGGAGCAUGAGACGGUCCGUAGGAAGUUCACCUGUGACAAGAACACUUCACUGGAGAACCUAAUGGAGCUCCUUGGGGGAUUGGAGAGGGAGAGGGAGAAAAUUAUGGAAAACAAGAGGCAGGUUCAACAUCUGGUCAACAAGUCCAGGAGCAUUGUGAGACUGAAACCCAGAAACACUGAUGAGAAAAGCAGCAGCCCCAUCAUUGUCAAGGCCCUGUGUGAUUUCAAACAAGACCAGAAGGUGAUCUGUAAGGACAAUGAGGCCAUCCUAAAGGACAACAAUCAACGCAGUAAGUGGGACGUUACGGGCCCUGGAGGACUUGAUAUGCUAGUACCCUCUGUGUGCCUGAUCGUACCACCUCCUAACCCACUCAGCAUCAGUCUGGCCAACAAGAACGAGCAGUACUAUGAGGCCAUCCUGUCAAUCUGGAAUCAACUGUACAUCAACGUUAAGAGUCUCAUCGCCUGGCAGUACUGCCUCCUGGAUAUCAGAAAAAUCAACUCUCUCACCGUGACCAUGCUGUCCCGCAUGCGUCCUGAGGAAUACCGCCAACUUAUCAAGAGUCUGGAGACUCGCUACGAGGAGUUCAUACUGAGCAGCCACAACUCCCAGAUGUUUGCUGACGAGGACAAGAGAAGCGUUGAGAACCAGUUCAACGGAGCUCAGAACCACUAUGAAGAGAUGGUGGUGCAGUUGCCUACUUACAUUGCACAGCAGGAAGAAAUAGAAGUACAGCAAGCAGCCCAGCAGCAACAACAAGCUGCUGCUGAGGCCAGGAGGCAUGAAGAGGAGGCCAGGAGGCUUGAAGAGGAGGCCAGGAGGCUUGAAGAGGAGGCCAGGAGGCGCGAUGAGGAGGCCAGGAGGGUCGAAGAAGAAAGACGAAAAGCAGAGGUGAAAAAAUUGAGGAAAUCUGAACAGAAAGGAUUGAAUAAAGAGAUCGUUGAUGGAAAAGUGGUCAAGACCGAGACGAAGAAGCUGAAGGGUUCGUGUAUUUCUGCCUCCUCCUCCUCGUCCCGCAGCUUAUCUGAGCUGCAUGCGCUCAGACUCAGGCUGGAGGGCGCCGAGGACACACUGAGUCAGCACGUUCACAUCUGCCUUGGAGACGACGGGAUGCACGACUGUGGCCUCAAGAUCUCUCAGCUAGAGACAGUGCAGCAUGAUUACCAAUCGAUUCAUGCAGAGUACUUGCGUCUGAGGGAUCGUAUCUUGAUGGAGCUGGAGGGCAUGAAUGAUUCUGAUAAAGCCCAGUUCCUCCGCAGUGAGAUUGUAGUCCUUGAGCAAAGAUUGGGCAGCCUGGAGAGCAGCUCAUCAGUUUACCUGCAGCGGCUGCAGGCUCUAAGGGACAUGCUGGAGAGUGUGGCGCGAGCUGAAGACAUAGUGAAAGUUCAUGAGGCGAGACUGACAGAGAAAGAGACCACCUCUCUGUCGCCCAGUGAAGUGGAGGAUUAUAUGUUGACCCUGAAGAAUAUUAAAGCAGAGCUGGAUCAGAAGAGGGAAGUUCUGGCCUCCAUGGAGGCGGAGUUAACAAAUGCAAGCCACUGGAACAGCCAGGUGGGCGGGCCCUUCCACAGGUGUGACAUGAUGCUAUCCAAAUACAGUGAGCAGGUGAACCUGCUGUCAGACCGCUGGAGACGAAUCCAAGGGCAGAUUGACACAAGAGUCCAGGAUUUGCAGUUGUAUCAGCCUCAGCUGCAGCACUACACGCAAACCAGCACCUCAAUUAUGGAAUGGAUUGAUGCCACAAAGAAAAAACAAGACGCCCUUCAGGCCACCAAGAUAGAGAGCAUCCAAGCACUGACAGAUCAUAUUAGCAACCAGAAGGCGCUUAACUCAGAAAUCAAAGCGAAGAGGGAGACGGUAGAGAGUGUGCUGAAGGACAAUGAGGCCUGUGUGAAUGCUAUCAAGGACUAUGAAACGGACCUAGCCGCUUACUCCUCUGGUUUAGAGACUUUGCUCAACAUCCCCAUCAAAAGGACAAUGCUGAAGUCGCCGUCGAUGGAUCUCAAUCUGGAAGCUACACAACUGCAAACCCGUUACAUGGAGUUGCUCACCCAUUCUGGUGACUACUACAAAUACCUGGGAGAGCUGCACAAAAACAUGGAGGAGCUCAAGAUUCGUAACACCAGGAUUGACGUGUUAGAGGAACAUCUUCGGGUGUUGAGGGAGAGCAUGCAAGACCGCGACGCCAAGAACAAAUCUCUGGAAGAUACUGUUUCCUGUUACCGGCUGGAGUUGUCCAACUCACAGGCCAAGCUGCUGUCAAUGGAGGAAGUGAAGCAAACCGCUGCGCUGCAGAACAAUGCUACCAGGGACGAUCUUGACUCCACUCACAGCAAGCUGGCAGACCUCAAUGAUGAGGUGACACGUCUCAGCUACUUGUUUGAAGAAGAAAAGAGGAAGAGGAGGCUGGCAGAGGAGCGCUACACUACGCAACAGGAGGAGUACGAGUUGGUGCUGAGGAAGAGGCAGAAGGAGCUGGAGACGGUCAGCUGGUCCAAGAUGGAGGUGGAGAAAAGUGAGGCAAAUAAGGACCAUGAGAUUGAAAAGCUGAAGCGGCACCUGGCUGAGGAGGCAGCAAGGGUCAAGGAGCUACAGAGGGAGAUUUCAAAGACAUCAGCCUCAAUGCUAUCCAUUCAGUCUCAAUACAGUGAGAUUGUGAACGAGAGAGACACUCUUUUGCUGAAACUGCAAUUGUCAGAAAAGGACAAAGAUCGCUACCAAAGGCUUGAGGACGAACUCAGUCGCAUUAAAUUGUCCCAAGACUCUGAGCUUCGCAAUACGCAGCGUUUGCAGGAGGAGAACGAGAGGGUUAAGAGAGAUUUAGCUUACUGGAAGGACCAGUAUGAUAGUAAGCAGGGCCUGAUCAGGCAAUAUGACACGGAUAAGGAACGUCUGGAGAGGGAAAAAAACUCUUUGAAUAGUGAGAUCGAGAGGUUGAUGAAGGAACUCAGAGAGGUUGAGGCGACUUAUAAAAGUAGGCUGACAGCCAUGCAAAAAGAUCUGCAAGAUGUAGCUGUUGUCAGAGAAACCAUGAAAACUGAGCUGAUGAAAGUAAGGGAGCCCCCAACUUUGGAUACCUCCACUCUGGUUUUUGAUGGAGUCCGUAAGCCAGUCAAUGCAAACCAGUUGCUUGACUGUGGUGUUUUGGACAAACCAACAUUCAGCCAGCUUGUGAAGGGGCAUAAGACUAUCCCUGAUGUGUCCGUCGACAAAAAAGUCAGUCUUAAAGGGACAGGCCCAAUAGCUGGCGUGGUAAUUGAAGGUCCAAAAGGUCCAGGGUCUAUUAAAGGACCCCAAUACAAAAUGACUUUCACAGAAGCGAAGAAAGAGAAUCUGCUACCUCCAGAUAGCGUUGACCUGCUACUCGAUGCUCAGGCUGCCACAGGCCACAUAAUUGAUCCCAGAACUAAUCAGAAGUUGACAGUUGCAGAGGCAUGUGAUAAAGGUGUGGUUGAUGAAGAGGACAGAGAGAGGUUGCUAGCAGCAGAAGCUGCAGCUGUAGGAUAUCGUGGUCCUGGCACAAGCAAACCCCUUUCAGUAUUUCAGGCUAUGAAGAAAGGACUGAUUGACAAAAGCACAACACUGCGUCUGCUGCAAGCCCAGGAGUCUGUGGGUGGCAUUCUCGAUCCUGUACUCAGUGUGUUCCUUCCCAAAGACACAGCAAUUGAACGUGACCUAAUUAAUGAUGACAUAUAUAGUGCUCUGAAUCGGAGACCUGAACUCUACCUGGACCCAGAAAGUGAGGAUGGUGUAACCUAUAACUCAAUGAAGAAGAGAUGUAAGGUAGAGCUAAACACAGGCCUACUGCUUCUUCCUAUCCUUGAGAAGGUAGACGUCUCCAAACUUGUCUUUGAUGGUGUUCGGAAACCUGUCACAGCCAAGCAGCUGCUUGAUUGUGGUGUCUUGGACAAGCCAACAUUUAAAGAUCUAGAAAAGGGAAAUAAAAAUGUCCUUGACGUGUCCGUUGACAAAAACGUUAAUCUGAAGGGGACUGGGCCUAUAGCUGGGGUUGUAGUUGGGAGUCAAGGCAAAAUGUCUUUGUCAGAAGCCAAGAAACAGUUGCUCCUCCCUGAAGAUAGUGCAGAUUUGUUACUGGAAGCCCAGGCUGCCACCGGUCACAUCAUUGACCCCAGAAACAAUCAGAAGCUGACUGUAGAGGAGGCAUGCGCCAGAGGAGUGGUGGACAUUGGGGAUAGAGACAGAUUAUUGGCAGCUGAAGCAGCUGCUGUGGGAUACAAGGAUUUUAGCUCAGCAAAGCCUCUCUCAGUGUUUGAAGCUAUGAAAAAGGAUAUCAUUGACAGAAAGACUGGGCUACGCCUGCUGCAGGCCCAGGAAUCUGUGGGGGGCAUUCUAGAUCCUAAUCUCAGUGUGUUUCUCCCAAAAGAUACAGCCAUCAAGCGCAAUCUUUUGGAUGAAAACCUCCGACAAGCUCUAAGACAGAGUCCUAAGUGUUUCCUUGAUCCAGAAACUGAGCGUGAUGCCAGCUAUGAUGCAUUGAAAAAGAGAUGCAAGACAGAGCCUCAUACAGGUCUGCUACUUUUGCCAAUCACUGAGAAGCUAGACCCUUCCAAACUGAUCUUUGAUGGUGUUCGUAAGCCAGUCACAGCUCAGCAGUUGCUUGAUUGUGGGGUCCUGGACAAACCAACAUUUACCCAACUAAUGAAGGGAGAGAAAACUGUCCCAGAGGUGUCUGUGGAUAAGAAGGUAUUUCUAAAGGGGACGGGAUCAAUUUCUGGUGUGGCAGCUGGACCAUUAGGGAAAAUGUCUUUAUCAGAAGCAAAGAAACAGAUGCUCAUGCCCCCAAAAAGUGCGGAUUUGCUACUGGACGCUCAGGCUGCCACAGGACACAUCAUUGACCCCACAACCAAUCAGAAGCUGACAGUAGAGGAAGCAUGUGUACGAAGGGUGGUGGACAAUAGGGAUCGAGAUAGACUCUUGGCAGCAGAAGCCGCUGCUGUGGGAUACAAGGAUUUUAGCUCAGCAAAGCCUCUCUCAGUGUUUGAGGCAAUGAAGAAAGGAUUGGUUGACAGGAAGACUGGGCUUCGCCUGCUGCAGGCCCAGGAGUCUGCUGGAGGCAUUCUCGAUCCCAAUCUCAGCGUGUUCCUCCCCAAAGAUACAGCUAUCAAGCGUAACCUUUUGGAUGAAGACCUCUGUCGUGCUCUAAGCCAGAGUCCUGAGUGUUACAUUGACCCAGACACUGAGCGUGAUACCAGCUAUGGGACUUUAAAGAAGAGAAGCAAAACGGAGUCUCACACAGGCCUGAUACUUCUACCAAUCACAGAGAGAAAAGACCCCUCCAAACUGAUGUUUGAUGGAAUCCGCAAGCCAGUCUCAGCACAGCAGUUGUUUGAAUGUGAGGUCCUUGACAAGCCAACAUUUGACCAACUAGUAAAAGGGGAUAAAACAGUCCCUGCAGUGUCUGUGGAAAAGAUGGUCUAUCUUAAGGGGACUGGACCCAUUGCUGGGGUGGCAGCUGGAUCUGAAGGAAAAAUGUCUUUCUCAGAAGCCAAGAAACAGAUGCUCCUGCCCUCAGAUAGUGCAUAUUUCCUACUAGAAGCCCAGGCUGCCACAGGCUACAUCAUUGACCCUAAAACUAAUCAGAAGCUGACAGUUGAGGAGGCAUGCGCCAGAGGUGUGGUGGACAUUAGAGAUCAAGACAGAUUAUUGACAGCAGAGGCUGCCGCUGUGGGCUUCAAGGAUCGCAGCUCAGCCAAGCCUCUAUCAGUGUUUGAGGCCAUGAAGAAAGGAUUAAUUGACAGGAAGACUGCGCUACGCCUGCUGCAGGCCCAAGAGUCUGUGGGAGGAAUUAUUGAUCCCAAUCUCAGCGUGUUCCUCCCCAAAGAUAUAGCUAUCAAGCGCAACCUUUUGGAUGAAGACCUCCGUCAUGCUCUAAAUCAGAGCCCUGCUUGUUAUCUUGACCCAGAAACUGAGCUUAAUGCCACCUAUGGGGCUUUGCAGGAAAGAUGCAAGAUAGAGCCUCAAGCAUACCUUCAACUUUUGCCAGUCUCUGAGAAAUUGGACCCUUCCAAUAUACUCUUUGAUGGUGUACGUAAGCCUGUCACAGCACAACAAUUGCUUGAUUGUGGGGUCCUGGACAAACUGACAUUUAACCAGCUAAUGAAGGGAGAGAAAACUGUCCCAGAGGUGUCUGUGGAUAUGAAGGUUUUUCUGAUGGGGACAGGUUCAAUUGCUGGUGUGGCAGCUGGACCUUUACGGAAAAUGUCUUUCACAGAAGCCAAAAAGCAGAAAAUUAUGUCUUCUGACAGUGCCGACAUGCUACUGGAAGCUCAGGCAGCUACUGGCAACAUCAUUGACCCCAAAACUAAUCUGAAACUGACUGUAAAGGAAGCAUGUGCUAGAGGAGUCGUGGAUAAGGAGGAUGGAUCAAAGCUGUUUGCUGCUGAAGCUGCUGCUAUAGGUUACAGAGACCCAAAUACUGGCAAGCUCCUGUCAGCAGGCCAGGCCAUGAAGAAGGGAUUAAUUGACAAGGACACAGCUCUACGUAUACUUCAGGCUCAAGAGUCUGUAGGGGGUAUUUUAGACCCUGCUCUCAGUAUAUUUCUACCCAAAGACAUUGCUAUGGAUAGGGAUCUCAUAGAUGGGGACCUAUAUCAGUGCCUGAAUCAGUAUCCUGAGUGUUAUCUGGACCCAGACACCCAACAAGCAACUACCUAUGUAUCUCUGAAGAAAAAAUGCAAGGCAGAUCCAAAAACAGGUCUUUUGCUUCUCCCUGAACCUAAAAAGCCAUUAACUGUCCAGGGGCUCAGGGACCAGGUGUCAGUCACAGAUCUAGUGGAUGCAAACCUUUUAGACCGGUCGGAAAUGGACCAACUGAGGAAGGGCAGAUUGACGAGCCACGACAUUGAAGACCGCCUGCGCUCCUACCUGAGAGGCUCCACCUGCAUAGCAGGAGUUUAUGAUGAGGCCAGUGCUAAGGUGAUGCCAAUCUAUCAGGCCAUGAAAGAUGGACUGUUGCCACCUGGGACCGCUCUGGAACUGCUGGAAGCCCAAGCUGCCUCAGGUUUUAUAGUUGAUCCUGUCAACAACCAUUACCUGACUGUUAGUGAUGCCUAUAAUAAAAGACUGUUUGGGCCAGAGUUUAAAGACAACCUGCUAUCAGCAGAGAAGGCUGUUACCGGGUACAGACUGCCUGGUACGGACAAGGUUAUCUCCCUCUUUCAGGCUAUAGAGAAAGGUCUGGUGGAGAAAGGUCAUGGCAUCCGUCUACUAGAGGCCCAGAUUGCCAGCGGUGGUAUAAUUGAUCCUGAACACAGCCAUCGUAUUGACGUGAACGUAGCCUACAAGAGAGGUUACUUUGACAAUGAAAUGAACAAGAUCCUGACUGAUCAAAAUGUUGCUCCUAAGGGUUUCUUUGACCCCAACACAGAGGAAAAACUAACUUAUCUGGAGCUUAAGAAACGCUGUAUCACAGAUAAGAAGACUGGCCUCAUACUUUUGUCUAUCGAGGACAAGAAAAAUCAAGAGUCGACUCAGCACAACACUCGGAGAAAGAGGAGAGUGGUAAUUGUAGACCCAGCGACUAAUAAAGAGAUGACAGUACGUGAAGCGUAUGACAAGGGGUAUAUUGACUUCGACACCUUCCAGGAGCUGUCCGAGCAGGAGUGUGAGUGGGAAGAGAUCACUAUCACUGCUCCAGAUGGUUCCACACGAUUUGUUAUCAAUGACAGAAAGACUGGAAGACAGUAUGAUAUUACCGAGCUGCUUGAAAAGCGAGUAAUUAAUCAAUCAGAUCUAGAUAAUUACCGAUCACGUACCAUCACUCUUCAUCAAUUUGCAGAUAUCAUCAGCAACAAGUCCAAAUAUGGCUCAUCAUCAGUAUCGUCGUCGUCAUCAUCAACUUCAAGAUUAUCAGCAUCCCCUGGUACAUCUUCAAUGACAUCAUCAUCAACUUUAAGAACAUCAGCAGCCUCUGUUCCAUCGUCAGUGACAGCCUUAUCAUCAUCAUCAUCAUCAUCAUCAUCAUCAUCAUCACUCCUGUCAAGGCCCUUAUCACCUACUCUUGCCAAGAUGACAACAACAAGAAUUACAACUGUCAGAGAGCAAAGUGCCUCAAACAGCAGUUUAGCUCUAGACUCAUCUGACUCCCUUAGGGGUAUAUCCGGCGUAUCUAUCACUCUGGCCUCUCCUGUUGAAACGGUCGGUGACCAGGUACCUGUAGGUGCAAUCUUUGACACAGACACUAUAGAGAAGAUAUCCAUCACAGAAGCUCUAAAUCGUGGUCUGGUGGAUUCCAUCACUGCUCAGAGACUGCUGGAGGCUCAGGCCUGCACAGGGGGAAUUAUUGAUCCCACAAAUGGCCAUAGAUGCAGCAUACAAGAGGCCACCCGCCUUGGCAUAAUAACUGACGACAUGGCCUCCAAGCUUAAGCCUGCCCAGAAAGCCUUCUUUGGCUUUGAGGAUGUCAAAACCAGAAAGAAGAUGUCUGCUGCUCAAGCCAUGAAGGAGAUGUGGCUGCCAUAUGAUGCUGGGCAGAGGUUUCUGGAGUUCCAGUUUGUAACAGGGGGGCUUUAUGACCCAGAAAUGGGCUGUAGAAGAACCAUAGGAGACGCUGUGAAAAUGGGCUGGCUGGAUGAGAGAGCAGGCCAGAAGCUCCAAGACAUCAGACACCACACAAAGAACCUGACUUGCCCCAAGAGCAAACUUAAGAUCUCCUACAAGGAGGCUCUUGAUAAUUGUCUGGUGGAGGAAAGCAAUGGGUUGAAAAUGCUCCAGGCAUCAUCUGUGUCUUCCAGAGGGAUCAGCAGUCCCUACAAUGUCUCCUCUGCCCCAGGAUCCACCACCGGCUCCAGGAGUGGCUCAAGACGAAGCUCCCGCAGGAGCAGUGUGGACCUAGGCUCCCCCACCUCUUCAUCAACUUUUAACCAAAGUCGCACUAGCUUCACCAGCUUUUCCUCCACCUUCACCAGAUAA